Molecule: messenger RNA, 1953 nt
Organism: Cladophialophora psammophila CBS 110553
Lineage: Eukaryota; Fungi; Ascomycota; Eurotiomycetes; Chaetothyriales; Herpotrichiellaceae
Product: acetyltransferase
Exons: 3
Coding region: 1-1953 (650 amino acids)
Biological process (GO): fungal-type cell wall organization; (1->6)-beta-D-glucan biosynthetic process
Cellular component (GO): endoplasmic reticulum membrane; plasma membrane
Molecular function (GO): glucosidase activity
Source: RefSeq, a predicted model, not a curated record
AUGUCGUCCCACAGCAACAGCUCCUCAUCGCCCCCUCGAGUCCCCCCUCAUAUUCGUCUCAAUUCAGGUCAAGACGACUUGCUCAACACCGACGCGAGCAGUUCCUCGAGGACCCUAGUCCCGACCACCUCCAGGCCGACCACCUCACGGCCACAAUUAAACAAUGUCUACUCCUCAGAUCGCGUCCAGGAUUCGGCAGAGAGACUGUUACCCCCGGUCACAGGCCGCUCAAACAGAUUCAGAGACGAUGGUUCACCCCUGAGAUCCCCCGUUCGGUCAAGUUACUCAUCCCGUCGGUCAAGCUGGGAAUCGGAUCAGAGCAGAGAUAGCAGAGGUUUCGAGAAUCCGUUCAGAGACUCCAGUCAAUCAAGACCAGGUUCAAGAGCCGGCAGUGAUGACAACGACGUCAAUACCCAAACAGUAUCAGAAAAAUAUAAUAUUCUGCCGUCUGCCGGUCUCCUUCUCUUCCCAGAAGACGUCGAAAAAGACGAUUACCUCCACAACCCUGAUCCCAACGACAAGGACCGUGACUGCGAUAUAUUCAACAGAAGAGGAUUGGUUAAUGUCGGCGGCCUUGCCCUAAUCACAAUCGGCAUACUGGUCCUGUUUGUGGGAUACCCUGUUCUGACAUUUGUCCAGAAAAUAACCUCAUCACCAAACCCCUGCGCAGACACAAACGCUUGUAUAGGGAAUGGCAAGGUUCCGUUACUCAAGAAUAUGCGAACUGGUCUCAUUGAUCCCGACACUCCUGAUUCGGUCAAGACGAAGAAAGAUUUUCACGGCAAUACGUGGAAUUUGGUCUUUUCGGACGAGUUCUCUAAACCAGGACGAACGUUCUACGAAGGAGAUGACCCCUACUGGACUGCGGUGGACAUCUGGUACGGUGUGACAAGGGAUUUGGAGUGGUACGAUCCUGAUGCGGCCACCACAAACAAUGGUGUAUUGGAAUUGCGCUUCGAUGCUUUCCAGAAUCAUGGCCUGAACUAUCGCUCUGGCAUGCUGCAAUCCUGGAAUCAGCUGUGUUUCAAGGGCGGCAGACUGGAGACCAGCAUCUCCCUCCCUGGCCGUGGCGACACGGUCGGCUUCUGGCCUGGGUUUUGGUCGAUGGGGAACCUCGGAAGACCCGGCUACGCCGCGACAACGGACGGUCUGUGGCCUUACUCGUACGCAGAUGUCUGCGACGCUGGCAUCACAGCAAACCAGAGCUCUCCCGAUGGCAUCAGUUACCUUCCAGGCAUGCGACUUCCGGCCUGCACAUGCUCCGGUGAGGACCAUCCGACUCCCGGAAAAUCUCGAUCUGCCCCCGAAAUUGAUGUGCUCGAAGCGAGCGUCGGCACCCUUGAUGCCGAAGGUAACCAGAUUGGAAUGGUCUCUCAGUCCUUCCAGGUGGCCCCCUUUGACAUCUGGUAUCAGCCCAAUUACGACUUCGUUGAAGUGUUUGAUUUCUCGGUCACAGCCAUGAACACAUACAAAGGUGGACCUUUCCAGCAAGCAGUUUCAGGCUUGUCAAAUCUGAACAAUGCAUGGUAUGAUGGAAAUGCUUAUCAAGUAUACGCCUUCGAAUACACCCCCGGUGCUGAGGGCGACAUCACUUGGUUCGUUGGCGAGUCUCCUGUCUGGCGUCUGGAAGGUCAAGCUUUGGGUCCCAAUGGCAACGUUGCUCAAAGAGUUGUGCCUGAGGAGCCAAUGUCGAUCAUUGCCAACUUUGGCAUGUCGCCUGGUUUCUCUGCUCUGAAUUUGACCGGACUAGCGCCUCUCAUGCCAGCUACCAUGCGGCUCGACUACAUCCGCAUCUAUCAAGAUGACAAUGGCAAAAUGAGCUGCGACCCUGAAGGAUAUGAGACGACCGAAUACAUUAACAAUCAUUACGAGGUGUAUCACAACCCGAAUGUAACGAGCUGGCCCGAUACUGGCUACUCGUGGCCCAAGAACUCGCUGGUGAACGGAUGUUAA